AUGGAGUGGGCUGAGGCUGAUGACUGGAUCCGCCAUAAAAACCACAUACACCACCUCUACAUUGUGGAAAAUCGCCCGUUGCACGAUGUGAUGAGGCUGAUGAAGUCUAGAUAUGGCUUCCAGGCUACCCCGAAGAUGUACAAGACGAAAUUGAGCCGAUGGAAAUUUCGCAAGCAUCGUGAACACCAACACCGGCGCAGGAUUCCCAACGAAACCCAGUCUCGUAAUAUCUCACAAUGCAUGGAGUUGAUUCCCGCUCCACGAUCCUGUCCUCCUCCUGCCAUGACUCGAGUAUACCCUGUCACUAUUCCCGAGUGGAUAUUCCACAUCAUCAAACAGUACAACGAAGGAUCCUGCAGGGGCAAGACCUGGUACACGACCGCAGAUGGAAGGUUCACCACCUGCAAAGACCCAAUGCAUGCAGAGAUCCAGGUGGAUCAAUUUGUCGCGUGUUGGAUCUCGGGAUUGUCGCCUACAAAGCACGGCACUUUUGUGGAAAUGGGUCACGAAAUGUCAAAAGCCUGCGACCUCAUCCCGACUUUGGUCCAGGCUGAACACCCGCAUCUCGUCCGGGCGGUUCUGGAGCUCCUCCGCUAUUAUAAUAUGGCCCGGUGCUACGAUAUGGCUAGGAUAGUGCUGGCGCAUUUACACAACAUGACCAACUUGUACCUAGGGCCUAAGUACCCCCUGACGCAACUGUGGAGCUUGUUGCUCCAUGUGGGUGAUGGUGCUCGCGACGAAGUUAUU
Molecule: messenger RNA, 747 nt
Organism: Aspergillus ochraceoroseus IBT 24754
Lineage: Eukaryota; Fungi; Ascomycota; Eurotiomycetes; Eurotiales; Aspergillaceae
Product: Clr5 domain-containing protein
Exons: 1
Source: RefSeq, a predicted model, not a curated record